This is a messenger RNA of Racocetra persica, 537 nucleotides long. Lineage: Eukaryota; Fungi; Glomeromycota; Glomeromycetes; Diversisporales; Gigasporaceae. The record is from the annotation of a GenBank genome assembly.
AUGUAUCAACAAAAGCCGUCGAGAAAUAAUUAUGCAAAAAUUGCUUGCAAUGAAUGCAUGAAGUCAAAGAGAAAAUGUGAAACCAAUUCUUCAUAUGAACAAUGUAAAAGAUGUUCAUAUAAAAAUUUAGAAUGCAUUUAUUCUCCGUCAAAAAAACGUGGGCCAAAACCAAGGCGAAACACUUUUGAAUUUAUUACAGAUUUUCAAAGCGAAGGAGAUUUUAGUCAACAGGUAUCAGGAUUAAGCAAAGAAACUAUUUUCGAAAACGAUAUUGUAUUUGGUCUUCAUCCAUUAGAAGAAAUCAGGCCAGCAUUAUCAGACAGAUGUGCUUAUUGCUAUGAGCAAAAAAAAGCAUGCGUACAUAAUGGAAUACCAGGAAAGUUCAGGUGUGAGAGAUGUCGAAAGAGAAAAACAGUGUGUUUGAUUCAAUGCAUAGAGUGUUAUAAAAAGAAUAAAGACAAAAAAGAGAAGAUUCCUCAAUGCAAUAAUUGCAAAAUGACUACUGAAGGUAAGAAAUAUACCGUUUUUGUGCCCUAG